CUCAGCCUCAGCCUCGGCCUUGUGGGUUUGAUUUGAUCGAUCUUAACCCUAGUAAUUUGCAAGUGGAGGACAAAAACAGAGAAAAGAAGAAAAAAGAAAUAGAGCUUUGGAUAUAGUAUUAAAGAAUAAAUAUACCAUGGCGGUGUAUUAUAAAUUUAAGAGUGCAAGAGAUUAUGAUUCAAUUCCCAUGGACGGUCCUUUCAUCUCUGUUGGUACAUUGAAAGAAAAAAUAUUUGAAUCCAAGCAUUUAGGCAGGGGUACUGAUUUUGAUCUCGUGGUAACCAACGCCCAGACCAAUGAAGAAUAUCUUGAUGAAGCAAUGCUGAUUCCUAAAAAUACCUCAGUGUUAAUUCGUCGGGUUCCUGGUCGGCCACGUUUACCAAUUGUUACUGAACUAGAGCAAAAAAAGGUGGAAAAUAUGGCUAUGGAAGCCGAACCAGAAAACAGCAGCUUACCAGCUGAAGAUGCAUCUGCUGUAAAAUAUCCAGAAGAUUCAGAUUGGGAUGAAUUUGGAAAUGAUUUGUAUGCAAUUCCUGAUGUACCACCCAUUCAAUCAAGCAACUUGAUUCCUGAAGCUCCUCCAACCAACAAAGCUGAUGAAGAAAGUAAGAUAAAGGCUUUGAUUGAUACUCCUGCCUUGGAUUGGCAACGUCAAGGAUCGGACUUUGGUGCUGGUAGAGGUUUUGGAAGAGGUAUGGGUGGACGGAUGGGGGGUGGUCGUGGUUUUGGACUGGAGCGGAAAACACCUCCCCAAGGCUAUGUAUGUCACAGGUGCAAGGUUCCUGGCCAUUUUAUUCAGCACUGCCCUACAAACGGUGAUCCAAAUUAUGACAUCAAGAGAGUUAAACAACCUACUGGUAUUCCGAGAUCCAUGCUGAUGGUGAACCCACAAGGUUCCUAUGCACUACCAAAUGGUUCAGUAGCUGUAUUGAAGCCAAAUGAGGCUGCUUUUGAGAAAGAAAUAGAAGGUUUACCUUCAACCACACGUUCUGUUGGGGAUCUACCACCUGAGCUCCACUGCCCCUUGUGCAAUGAUGUGAUGAAAGAUGCUGUGCUGACAAGCAAGUGCUGUUUUAAAAGCUUUUGUGACAAAUGUAUUAGGGACUAUAUUAUCUCCAAGUCCAUGUGCAUAUGUGGUGCAACAAAUAUUCUUGCAGAUGAUCUUUUACCAAAUAAGACCCUAAGAGAUACUAUUAAUCGUAUAUUGGAGUCAGGCAAUAGCAGUGCUGAAAACGCUGGGAGCACCUUUCAAGUUCAAGAUAUGGAGUCUGCUCGUUGUCCACAACUGAAGCUUCCAUCUCCAACCUCAUCGGCUGCAUCUAAGGGAGAACCAAAGGUUUCACUUGUUCAUGAAGGAAUGACACAUGUACCAGAAACUGUUGAUGAUAGAAAAACAGUUUCUGCUCCAGCUCCAUUGCAAACAUCAGAGCAAGUGAAGCCCAGAAUGCCUGAUGUAAGUGAAGCUACACAUGAGUCGAUGAGUGUAAAGGAACCAGCCUCACAAGGGAGUGCUCAGUUGGUUGAGGAGGAAGUCCAGCAAAAAAUGGUUCCUGCUGAGGCAGUUUCAACUUUCAACUUUGCAGGAAAGAAGAAAAAAAGGAAGAAAGUCCGUUUGCCUGCAAAUGAUUUUCAGUGGAAAACCCCACACGACCUUGGGGCUGAGAGCUACAUGAUGCCAAUGGGCCCAGCACCUGGUUACAAUUCAUACUGGAAUGGCAUGCAACCUUGUAUGGAAGGAUUUAUGGGACCAUAUGGUGGCCCGAUGCAAAUGAUGGGUUAUGGCCUGGGCCCCUUGGACAUGCCAUUUGCAGGUGGUCUGCCUCAUGAUCCAUUUGGCAUGCAGGGUUACAUGAUGCCUGUUGUUCCACCUCAUAGGGAUCUUGCUGCUGAGUAUGGCAUGGGGAUGAAUGUUCCACCUCCAGUUAUGAGUAGAGAGGAGUUUGAAGCUCGGAAAGCUGAUCGUUGGAGAAAGCGUGAAAAUGAGAAACGGAUUGAUAGGGAUUUCUCCAAAGAUCGAGACUUUGGUAGGGAAGCGAGCAGUAUUGGGGAUGUUCCUAUGAAAUCAAAAACUAAAUCACUUCCAGCACCUCCAAGUAGUGAGUACCACCAUCCCCAACCCCAUCGUCACCGUGCAGAACGUGUGUCACCUGAUCGGUCUCCACGAGAGGUGGAGCCUCCACGUCCUAUCAAGAGAAAAGCUGACUAUCAUGUCGAACGGGAACGGGAAUGUGAACGUGACCAUGAUCAUGAUCGUGACCAGAGGGACCACCGUGAUCGAGAAAGAGGCCAUCACCACCAUCGCCACCACCGGUCAGAAUCCUCUUCCCGGAUGUCAUCUGAACCAGUGACCAAAACCUCCUCAACUGCACCAUCAUCUGCAGCUGCAGCUGCAGCUGCAGACCGCAAGCAGAAGGCCAGUGUUUUCUCCCGCAUAAGCUUCCCCGCUGAGGAAGAGAUGACCAAGAAGAGGAAGAUAUCUGCCUUUCCCACAACUGAAGCUGCUUCAGCUGGUCCCCCUGCCACAUCUUCAGCGCAUCUCAAGGCAGCACCGAAAGGCUACUAUGAAGGCAGGAAGAGCAGCACGAUUUCUGAAUACGAGUCUAGUGAUGACGAGCGGCAUUUCAAACGGAGGCCAUCAAGGCACAAGUUGUCUACCUAGACCAAAACGCAGCUCUUCAUUUUCUAUUUAGGUCCAGUUUGGAUAAAUAACUUAAAUAAGUUUUUUCGGAAGAAGAGUUUAAAGUACAAGGACUUUUAUUAAUAGCAGCUUAUAAAUAAGUUAUUUUGUGUUUG
This is a messenger RNA of Arachis ipaensis, 2793 nucleotides long. The record is from RefSeq and is a predicted model, not a curated record. Lineage: Eukaryota; Viridiplantae; Streptophyta; Magnoliopsida; Fabales; Fabaceae.